Messenger RNA from Medicago truncatula (barrel medic), 874 nucleotides. RefSeq lists its product as uncharacterized. The coding region runs from base 223 to 591 and encodes 122 amino acids. Lineage: Eukaryota; Viridiplantae; Streptophyta; Magnoliopsida; Fabales; Fabaceae. The record is from RefSeq and is a predicted model, not a curated record. The transcript has 5 exons.
AUUCGUUCCUUCGUUCGUUCUCUCUUUCGCUCAUUCCACUCGUGUGUGUAUGUAUGUAACUCUCAACCUCACUCGUAUCUUUCCGGUCGCCCCCGCCACCGCCGCCGUGUUCGGGGCUCCUCUUCCUGACGCCUGACUCACAAACCUCACCAUCAACUCCAAACGCCAUCUUCAAAGUCAUACGUACUUCAUUCUUCAUAGGGUAACUUCUUAUCACUAUCCAUGAGGCUCUAUGAAGAAUUCAAAGAGAUAUUAAAGAUUCAGAAGCUUCGAAGAUGUGUAUCCUUUGCUGGAUUCUACGGCUUCACUACACUUAUCAUCUAUGCUUAUGUUAACAAUACAACUAGAGCAGGGUAUUCUAGAGCUGACCAAUACUAUGCAUCAUACCCGGCUGGUACCGAGCUUUUAACCGACACCUCAAAGUUAUACAAGGCUGCUCUUGGAAACUGCUUUGAAGCUGAAGAGUGGGGUCCAUUUGAGUUUUGCGUCAUGACAAAACACUUUGAGCGUCAAGGAAAGUCACCAUAUGCAUAUCAUGCUCAAUACAUGGCACACCUCCUUUCCCAUGGACAGCUUGAUGGAAGUGGUUAAAGUAUGAUAGAGUGAAAAGUUUCAAACAUAUGAAGACUUGUAAAGCCAAAUGAGAAUACUUGAAGUUUAAGUCGGGUUUUGAACUGCUUUAUAUUCUAUACUCUUGUGUUAUUUUAUCAAUAAUGGUAAAGUAUUUGAUUUCACUCAUGCUAUUUACCAUGCUAUUCAGUCAUACUAAUUUAUCUUUUUCUGAAUCGUGCCUAGGCGCAUUAGAUUGUUUGAAAAGUUUAGUGUAAGUAAUUGAGUCCAGUAUAGUGUCAUGAUAUUAUUCUUUCAGUGCAAA